UUCAUUGAGAAAUAAAUCAAAUCACAUUACCCCAGCCAAAAUACCCUAGCACUGUAAGCCUACACCACCGCCGCAAGGAGUGGCAUACUGCCGCGUCCGUCGCACUCAAAGUUCGCCAUCCGUCCGUCUAUCUAGCUUCCCUCGUGAUCCAAGUCUUCAACCCCUGUUCGCUGUCACCGAUCGCGGCUGCUUCCUCAAGCUCGGCGUCCGUCGUCUUUGUCUGCUCAGCCGCGCUUCCGUCGCCGUUUGUUUGCCGUUCACGUUCGCUCGACGUUCACUGUUCGCGUUCAGUCGCCGUUCACCGUUCGCGUUCACUCGCCGUUCACCGUUCGAGUUCGCAUUUGUGUUCGUCUGGAAGCCACGUUGCUCUGCUUCAAACACUGCGACCAACCCGCGCGCUCCACCUAGCCGUCGAACUGCUCUCUUUCGCCUAUAAUAAGGCAGCACCUUCUGAUCAUCGUGAGAAUCGUUGCAGCCUUAACCCAUUUUGCCUUUGUUUGUUGUUGCCGGCACAAGAGCUUGUGCCGUUGUUGGAGCAAGACUCCUCAAAGUUGCUGUUGGCUCCUCGGCCUCCUCAAUGUACCUUUGAAUUUCGUGGAAUGAUGAACACGCCCAUUAUUGAUCCGUUGCAGGGAGACUUCCCCGAAGUGAUUGAGGAGUAUUUGGAGCAUGGCUGUAUGAAAUGUAUUGCCUUCAAUCGCCGCGGUACCCUUCUUGCUGCUGGGUGCAAUGAUGGAAGUUGUGUUGUCUGGGAUUUUGAAACCCGGGGAGUUGCUAAAGAGCUUCGGGAUAAUGAAUGUUCCUCUCCCAUAACCAGUGUCUGUUGGUCAAAGUGUGGUAAUCGAAUUCUUGUAUCUGCUGCCGACAAGUCGUUAUCAUUAUGGGAUGUUUUGAGCGGUAAAAGAAUGACAAGAAUAGUCUUGCAACAAACCUCUCUACAAGCCCGUCUUCAUCCAGGUUCCUCUAUGCCGUCUCUAUGCUUAGCAUGCCCUCUCUCGUGUGCUCCAAUGAUUGUUGAUUUGAAUACAGGCAACACAACUUCACUUAAAGUUUCUGUCUCAGAGAUAUCCAAUGGACCAAACCUUCCAUCGCGUAACAAGUGUUCUGAUGGAAUUACCUCCUUCACACCAACUGCUGCUUGCUUUAGUAAGUAUGGCAGUCUGGUUUAUGUGGGGAACUCAAAAGGGGAAAUUCUUGUAAUUGAUCAUCAGAUGGUUCUACUUACAAACUCAAAUGAUCGAGUAAUCAGGAUCUACGAAAAUCUUCUUCCCUUGAAAGAGGAAGUAAGGGCACUUGAUGACCUUAAUAAGAAUUUCAACGAUCUUGAUGGAGUUGAGAAGUUGAAGGCUGUAGGAACAAAAUGCUUAACUUUAUUUCGGGAAUUUCAAGAUUCAAUUACAAAGGUGCACUGGAAAGCGCCCUGUUUCAGUGGUGAUGGUGAGUGGGUUGUCGGGGGUUCUGCUAGCAAAGGAGAACACAAGAUUUACAUUUGGGAUAGGGCUGGGCAUCUUGUGAAAAUCCUUGAAGGGCCUAAGGAAGCUCUUAUUGAUUUAGCAUGGCAUCCUGUACGUCCUAUUGUUGUAUCUGUUUCUUUGAAUGGAAUAGUUUACAUUUGGGCUAAAGAUUACACUGAGAAUUGGAGUGCAUUUGCUCCCGAUUUCAAAGAGCUUGAGGAAAAUGAGGAGUAUGUAGAGCGAGAAGAUGAAUUUGAUUUGAUUCCUGAAACCGAGAAGGUAAAAGGUUCUGAUGUUAAUGAAGAUGAAGAAGUUGACAUUGUAACGGUGGAGGAAGAUGCUGCUUUCAGCGACUCUGAUAUGUCUCAAGAAGAGUUAUGUUUCUUGCCUGCAACUCCCAGUCGUGAUGUUCCUGAACAAGAUAAGUGUCUAGAAAGUUCUUCAAAGCUAGUGGACAGUACCAACACUGGAUCCCCACUUUCAGAAGAAGCUGGGCCAAAUGGACAUAUGCCGAAUCAAGCCUCAAGUCCAGUUGAAGAUGAUGCUGGUGGUGCACGUGUUAAAAGAAAACGGAAACCUUCUGAGAAGGUGUUAGAGUUACAGGCAGAAAAAAUAAAGAAACCAUCAAAACCUAGCAAAUCCUCUAAACCUAGAGGCAAAUCUUUGGUUGAUCAGGAUAAUAGUAAUGGUUUUGACGGUGUUGAACUUACAGAUGAAUAAUAGCAGAUUGCAAUUUCUUCUGUGUUGGAAAAAGAGACAUUGUACUAUAAUUUACUUUCUUUUCAUAUCUAGGAUCCUGACAAGAGAAAGUUAAUGGUUAGAAAUCACAUAGUAUGGAUUGGUCACGUGAAUGUUUUAUUGAAUUGAUCAUGGAACUAAACGUUUUUGUAUAGUUGAAUUGGUAAAAGCUUAGUUUAGUUGAACUAAUUUAGUUAGUUUCAGAACUUGUUGGGUUUAUUGGUUUUAAUUGUAAUGCACAAGUGCCAUUUCCGUAGUAUGUGGAUGGACUCCGGUAAUGCUACAUUUCUGGCCAGUUUUAGCCAACUUGUAGAGUUGUAGCCUAUUUGAAACAUGAAUGUUUUAUUAUUACUAUCCUUUAGAUAUGAUGAGCCUGUUCAUUUAGAUGUGUUGUGUUAA
Arachis duranensis is the source of this 2591-nucleotide messenger RNA. RefSeq names its product protein RBL. The record is from RefSeq and is a predicted model, not a curated record. Gene Ontology annotation, cellular component: Set1C/COMPASS complex. Gene Ontology annotation, molecular function: protein binding. NCBI's taxonomy places the organism in Eukaryota, Viridiplantae, Streptophyta, Magnoliopsida, Fabales, Fabaceae.